CAUUUACCUGAUGGAGAAGGAACUGGCCGAGGAGCAGGAGAGGAACCAGCGGCAGCGGCCUCCCAAAAUCGUGGAGCCUCCGGCAUUCCAGGAGCCGCCUCCCAAGCCCAGCCGGCCCAUGUACAAGCCACCGUCCCAGAACAACCUCCUGGCUCCCAAUCUGCUAUUCCAGGUUCCCGAGGGUCUCUGUGCCAGCUCCCCCGCCCUCGCCAGCCCCGCCGAGUGCCCGCGCCCACCCGGCACCCUGCGCACGCCGCCGCCCCACCGGCACGCCGGCGCCUUCCAGCGCCGCAGCAUGAGGGAGGAGGAUUUCCUGCGGCCCAGCAGCCGGGAAGAGGCCCAGCGGCUGCUGGAGCUGGAGCGGCUGCGGGUGGAGCGGCUCAUGGAGCGGCAGCAGCGAGAGAUGCUCGAGGACGAUCGGUGGCUGCGGCACGAGGUGGAGAGCCUGGUGAGAAAUCCCGGGAAUCUGGGAAUGUGGGAAUGUGGGAAUGGGACGAUCGGUGGCUGUGGCACGAGGUGGAGAGCCUGGUGAGAAAUCCCGGGAA
Molecule: messenger RNA, 545 nt
Organism: Corapipo altera (White-ruffed manakin)
Lineage: Eukaryota; Metazoa; Chordata; Aves; Passeriformes; Pipridae
Product: protein-tyrosine kinase 2-beta-like
Exons: 4
Coding region: 11-532 (173 amino acids)
Source: RefSeq, a predicted model, not a curated record